AUGCAGAUGACAAGGGGGGAUCGGUUUGAGAGGAACGGAUCAGUGUUGGAGGAGAGGAGAGAGCAGAAGUGGAAACACAAUAAUAAUGAAAUCGCUUCUCCUCCUCCCCCAUACACACAGCAGUGCAGCACUGGAUACCCCCCUGUCGUCAUAUGGGAGCUGGGCUUAGCUCAGGCGAGGAGAAAGAGCAGUGAGCAUUGUGGGAGGGAUGGCUUAGAGACACAGGAGGGGGAAAAAAUGAGGGAGCCAAGCGACCCAAUAACAGCGAGGAACCGGGGGGCUCUGAGCUUGUUUACCGUGACAGCUGCGGUGAGGCUGGUUGCCAUGAUGGGGUACCGGCUUGGCCAUCAGCCCACUUGCAGCGUCAUGUGCAGAUGCCGGUUUAGUGAGCCGCAGAGUUCAGUGAAAACACAGCUGAGGUCCAGAGCCCAGAUGGUUGCCAGUGUUCGGGAAUCCCUAUCUGUAGCGCAGCAGCAAAAGCAGAGGCAUGGCACAAGCAGUGGUCCUUUUGACACAUUCACACCCACGUACAAUUGGUAUGGUGUGACAGGAGGUGAAGACGAAAAGAUUCUGCUUAAUGGGGGCGUAAAAGGCUGUCUGGCUUUGUCUGCCUUACCUUCGCUGAACACCGGUGGAGCCUCCACCCUGCCUGAUCAAGCCUCAGUCGCCCUGGCACCGGAGAAUGAGGCAAUCCUGACCUUACAUGGAGAGGCAACGGGGUUGAUGUCAUUGAAGGAAGAAUGCUGCAAGAAUCCAGAGAGAAAGGAGAGCAGGAGUAGGAGGAGGAGGAGGAGGAGGAGAGGAGGAGGAGGAGGAGGGGUCUGA
This is a messenger RNA of Menidia menidia (Atlantic silverside), 825 nucleotides long. NCBI's taxonomy places the organism in Eukaryota, Metazoa, Chordata, Actinopteri, Atheriniformes, Atherinopsidae. The record is from the annotation of a GenBank genome assembly.